This is a messenger RNA of Coffea eugenioides, 2510 nucleotides long. RefSeq names its product serine/threonine-protein kinase PRP4 homolog. The transcript has 7 exons. The coding region runs from base 28 to 2199 and encodes 723 amino acids. The record is from RefSeq and is a predicted model, not a curated record. Gene Ontology annotation, cellular component: cytoplasm. Gene Ontology annotation, biological process: peptidyl-serine phosphorylation; peptidyl-threonine phosphorylation. Lineage: Eukaryota; Viridiplantae; Streptophyta; Magnoliopsida; Gentianales; Rubiaceae. Gene Ontology annotation, molecular function: protein serine/threonine kinase activity; protein tyrosine kinase activity; ATP binding.
UUUUGUUUAAAUUUUAGUUCUACUGGUAUGGCAGUUUCUGACAUUGAAGCUGUGGUUGAAUUCUUGAGGAAAAAUGGAUUUUCAGAGUCUGAAUCAGCUCUUAUGGAGGAUAUUUGUGACAAAUCCCAACUGGGAUCCUCGGAUUUUCAGAGAUUUUUGUUCCCAAUGGUGCCUCCACUUCCCCCGGUUAAAAUUCCGGCCCCCGCAGCUAGGUGGUUGCCUCUGGUCCCUGGUGGAGGCGAUGCUGAUGAUGGUGGUGGUCAUCAGCUGAGUUCUCCUUCUUCUUCUUCUGAUGAUGAGGAGUUUGUCAGCUUGGCUUCUUCUACUACUGAAUUGUGUUCUUCAGACUUCACAAAUCCAUACGGGAUUCAUACUACCACAAGGCCGAGUUCUCAAGCUUCAUCUGAUGGGAUGUCUCAAUUUGGUACUGCACGAGAUUAUCAUGAGUUUGAUAUGCAAAAUGACUUAUACUGGUACAAAGAGAAAGAUGAAGACUAUGCUAUGCCUCCCCUCUUUGGGAUCUCAGACUUUGAUGCUGACCCAAGCGAGGAUAAGUUUGUCAUGACUGUAGAGACAGGGAAGCACGGGGAGAAUGAGCUUUGUCUGAACCAUAUAUCUGAAGGGUUUCAAUCUGAAAGUAGCACUCAUUACUAUGAUAGACAAUGGCCAAUAAACUCAAAGGAGAGUGGACAAAGUGAGGUUAUUAAAGAUUAUUAUGAUUUGGAAAGAAAUAUACAACUUGAAGAAAAUUUUAAGAAGGGAGAGGAAGGUUGCACGGGUUAUCAAUGUUCAGGCACGCUCUGUGCUUGCUGUGGUGGAGCAGGGAUAAAUCAUAUUGAGGAUCCUGCAGAUUUUGGAAUUCUAAAUCUUAGUCCUAGUCAGGAGGCAUCUAUUGGAUGUGAUGCAAACUGUUCUGUCAAGAAUAAUACAAACUAUUCUGUGAAGAGUAGCCCUAUGAAUGGCUGGGUUGGAGAACUGAAAAGUAGUGAUGACUUUCAAACUCACAUCAUUGAGGAAGAUUACCACCUGGGUGAAAUCGAAUCUAGGAAUCAUGAAAUGGAUGGAAAAAUCUGUGACCCUGAUCCCUCAGCUGAUGAAGAGGUUGGCACCCCUUCUGAUGAGCUUCUGAUGUAUGAGACUAAGGAAGAUGAUUAUGAAGUAUUCAGUCUGAGAAUCAUACACAGGAAAAACAGGACUGGAUUCGAAGAAAACAAGGACUUUCCCAUUGUUCUAAAUAGUAUUGUAGCUGGUAGAUAUUAUAUCACUGAGUACCUUGGUUCAGCCGCUUUCAGUAAAGUUGCUCAGGCACAUGAUCUUCAUACUGGAAUGGAUGUUUGCUUGAAGAUCAUAAAAAAUGAUAAGGACUUCUUUGAUCAGAGCUUAGAUGAAAUUAAACUUCUGAAGUUUGUAAACAAGCACGAUCCUGGUGAUGAGCACCAUAUAUUGCGCCUUUAUGAUUACUUCUACCAUCAGGAACAUCUAUUCAUUGUAUGUGAACUACUACGAGCAAACUUGUACGAGUUCCAGAAAUUUAACCGAGAAUCUGGUGGAGAGGCAUAUUUUACAUUGAGCAGGCUGCAGGGCAUUGCUCGGCAAUGUUUGGUGGCAUUAGAGUAUUUGCAUGGCUUGGGAGUAAUCCACUGUGAUCUGAAGCCUGAAAAUAUUCUUAUUAAAAGUUAUCGAAGAUGUGAGAUAAAAGUCAUUGAUCUUGGAAGCAGUUGCUUUCAGACGGAUAACUUAUCCCUCUAUGUUCAGUCUCGUUCUUAUAGGGCUCCUGAAGUCAUCCUGGGGCUAUCAUAUGACCAGAAGAUUGAUCUUUGGUCACUUGGUUGCAUACUGGCCGAGUUAUAUUCUGGGGAGGUGCUUUUCCCCAAUGAAGCAUUAGCAUUGUUGCUUGCACGUAUUAUAACAGUGCUUGGGCCUAUUGACAUCAACAUGUUACAGCGGGGACAGGAGACACACAAAUAUUUUACGAAAGAAUAUGACCUUUACUAUAUAAAUGAGGAGACUAAUCAAUUGGAAUACAUAAUUGCUGAGGAGUCAUCGUCAUUGGAGCAUCAUCUGCAAAUUUCUGAUCCUCUAUUUUUAAAUUUCAUAAGCAAAUUGCUUGAGAUUAAUCCUGAGAGGAGGCCAACAGCAAGGGAAGCAUUGGGCCACCCCUGGCUGUCUCAAGACUUGUUAUCCUGUCCGGAGUCCUGAAAUAGUUGGUCAUUUAUCUCUUGCUUGUAUCUUUACUCAGCACAAAAGGCUCACUUCACUUACUCUGAUUGGGUCCGUAAAUAUGUGGUUGCAUUUCCAAUUUGUAUAGCGGGUGUUGGACAUAAGUGGUUUUGCUUGGUUCCUUGGGAGUUUUUGCUUAAAAAGGCGGCAGGGAAUUGCUUUUGGGGAACGGCAAGGUGUUGAUAUUAUUCUUUUUUAGAUCCUGUAGUUUCUCAUGCAUAGAUCAUACUGUCAAAGCUACAAAGGAUUUUGAUGUUCAUAAUGUAUUCAUCCACAGCUUAUUAGAUUUA